Molecule: messenger RNA, 2353 nt
Organism: Closterium sp. NIES-67
Lineage: Eukaryota; Viridiplantae; Streptophyta; Zygnematophyceae; Desmidiales; Closteriaceae
Source: the annotation of a GenBank genome assembly
ACUGCCAUAGCAUGCAUACAUGAUUCCGUCGUCAGAGGUAUCCAGAAUGGCUCAUACUGUCGGUCUGCCACGUGGCGCGUCAGCAUCCGCCAGAUGCGCCUCGCGUACAGACGCGAGACUAUUACAGUGCAGCAGUUUUGCUGUCUCGGGAAGCCUGAAAGAGGGUUACCACAGCGAGGCUCGUCAACCUGCCUUGGGAAGUCUGAAAGACGGCACUUGGAGAGGAAUUUGCGACGCAUCGUCGUUUCGCCCAAGGAAGAACCGGACACCGACGAGCCACAAGGAAGACGACGAUGCUUCUUGCUCGCAUCGUUUCCGUCGGCACUUCUUUCUCGAUCUCCGUCUCACAUAACCGUGAUUUCCUCUAGCGCUGCCGCUCUUCUGUAAUCUCGGUAUGGCUUCUCUUCUCGUCCCGAAACCUUCCCCACCAGUCGCGGCCGUAAGGUCCCCCAGUAUGCGGAAGAACAAGCCUGCGUGUAGCUUGCCAACCCCUGGAGUCACUCAGCCUCGGAGUCCUUGGAGCCUUCGGAGCCCUUGGAGCCCUUGGUCAACAACCCGCAAUAUCUUUCUGAUCUCCCAUGUUACUACGGCGCGGACUCUUAGACCUAGUCUGCACACUAGUCACCUCAGACCUCUCACCAGCAAGAGGUUUCUCACCUUAGGCCUCUUUGCAGCACCUUUUUCGCGUCAUAGUAGCAAGAGUUUGCGGCUGUUUCCGUCGCUGUCAUUCAGUAUCCGCCGCUCCCUUGAGCCGCGUCCUUUACAGUCUCACUCGUCAAUGAGCUCAUCUCCACGACCGCUGGGAUCACCGCGCUCCUGCCAUGCUGACACGUCACCAUCGCCUUCAUCAAUGCUUUCUUCUGACCCCUUCCAGGGUCGGCUCUUAGGCCCCCCUCCCGCCGACCAGCACUGGUGGGACGGGCUCCUCUUUGCCGGGCCUAUUGUGGUCCGGACCGGGCCGGAGCAGGCGGCUUGGGUGGGGGGCAAGGCAUGGCGGAUGUAUUACCAUGGGCGGGACUCGGAGGACUGGGGCAUGGGGGUGCACGCGCAACCAGGCACCCCGUUUGGGCGGGUGGGCAUGGCGCUUAGCCACGAUGGGGUGACAUGGGAGAGGUACCGUGGCCCUCUGCCCGGUGGAGCCAUAUUCGACCCGUCUGACGACCCCUCGGCGUUUGACUGCGUGCAUGUGGGGUGCAGCGACGUGCAUCUCAUGCCGGAUGGCACGUGGCUCAUGCUCUACUAUGCAGGUGGUUUGGAUCCGGGUCGCUUUCCAGCCUGGCCAGCUGGCAAGACGGCAUUGGGCGCCCGCUUGCGAUGUGGCAUCGCCACGUCAGCAGAUGGGGUGACGUGGCAGCGAGCAAAGACUCCCUUCCUGGACAUCAGUGGUGCGGGCAGCUGGGAUGAGCUGGCAGUUUCCUGGCCACGUGUCACUGCCUUGUCCACACAGCGUGCGAUGGGGCGAGGCAAGGCAGAAGAUUGUGUCGAUUCAACGGGUGGAGGGAGAGUGCAGGAGAUGGAGGGAGCAAAGGCGGAGGGAGGGAAGCUGGAGGGAAGGAAGGCGGAGAGAGGAAAGGCAGAGGACAUGAUUCUUGCAUCAUUCGCUGAUGUGGCGGAAGCUGAUUGGCUACUGACGUACCAAUCAGUUGGCGACCCCCAUGCCCCCGGCCAUGCCCAUGUGGGGGAGGGCAGGGAGGUGGAGCGAGUGCCAGAGUCCGUCCCUCAGUACUGCUACACCAUCGGCUCCGCUGCCUUUGACCCCUGCACAAAGACAUGGAUCAAGAGGGGCUCCUGCAUUCGCCGAGGCCCCAUAGGAGCGUGGGACGAGGCAGGUGCCAACCGACGCCAUGUGCUGCCGCUUGCUGCCUUCGGCCCGAAAGCCGUUCAGAAAUGGAAGGAGGGUCUCCACCACCAGGGAAAGAAAGGGGAGGAUAGCUUAGCGACAGGAGAAGCUGGUGGCCCUCCUGUGCUGCUUAUGUUCUAUGAAGGGGCGCGCUAUAACGGGACGUAUGCAAUUGGGCUUGCAUAUUGCCUGGAUGGAGGGGAGACCUGGGAUAAGGCCAGGCACAUUGGGCCCGAACCAGGUGGCCCGAUCCUGCAGCCUAGAUUUGGAGAGGAGGUUUGGGAUAAUAUGCUGGUGGGGACGCCACACUUGGUAGUGAGUGGAGGAGAGGAGGGGAGUGGUAAGGUUCUAAUGUACUACACUGGGGUUGGGGAGGUGAGUGGGUAUGGGAGAGUGAGGGGGAUAGGAGCAUUAGUGUGGGAGGGAGGUGAUUCUGGUGACCUGGGCAAGUGGACAAGACUGGUUGUGGAUUGAUUACGUUGGUUUGAAGUGUUUUUUCCUUUCCAUUAUAUU